Molecule: messenger RNA, 1629 nt
Organism: Didymodactylos carnosus
Lineage: Eukaryota; Metazoa; Rotifera; Eurotatoria; Philodinida; Philodinidae
Source: the annotation of a GenBank genome assembly
UUCUAUAUUAUUGAUUUAUGUUCACAAUUAGAGGAUGAAUGGAAGCGGUUGUAUAAUGAAAAAACAGAAAUAUUAACAUUGUAUCGUGGACAAAGAAUGUCGAAUGAAGAAUUUGAUAAAUUAAACGCUAGUGCUGGCUGUCUUAUUUCAACAAAUGGAUUUUUCUCAACAACAAGAGAUAUUCAAGUAGCUUUAGGAUUUAUUCAGUCACAUUCAGAAGAACACAAAACAGUUUUAUUCGAAAUUAAAGUUGAUUGUCGUCUUCAAACAGUUGUAUUUGCUGAUAUUGAAGAUUACAGUCAAAUGAAAGGUGAAAACGAGGUUUUGUUUAGUUUAGGAACUGUUUUCAAAAUUGAUAAUGUUAGAUUUGAUUCAGAAUUGUAUUGCUGGAAAAUUCAAAUGACAGCAACAGACGAUGGAUCAGUCAAUAUUCAGGAUUAUAUAAAUGCAAAACGAAAACAAACGGAUGAUUAUAGUCCAACGGUUUUAUUUGGACGUUUGUUAUUGUUGGAAUUAGGUGAAAUGGAUAAAGCUGAGAAAUAUUUUCGAAUGCUUUUGAAAACUUUGCCUGCAGAGCAUGAUGAUCUUGCAGCGGUCUACAAUAAUUUGGGCAAUGUUUUCUAUGCAAAACAUCAAGUGAACUUAGCUUUCAACUAUUUUGCACGGGCGUAUAUGUUACGUCGACAAAGUCUAAAUCCUGAGCAUCCUCAAAUUGCACUAUAUUUAUUUACUAUUGGUGGUAUUUUUCAUCUAAAAGGACAUUAUCAAAAAGCUCUGUAUUGUCUUCAGGAAGCUCUAAAUAUUUUUGAUAAAAAUUAUCAUGAUGAGCGUCAGAUGAAAGCAAUGGUAAUCAAUGAGAUUGGUUUAGUUUAUCGAGAUAAAAAAGAGUAUAAAACUGCAUUAGAAUAUUUCACUCAAGCACUAGACAUGUAUAAACGUCUGUUACCACAAGAACAUCCUGAGAUUGCAUCAUGUUUGGGUAAUAUUGGUUUAGUUUACGAAGAUCUUUUAGAUUAUGAUCAAGCUCUCAUUUAUUAUUAUCGUGCAUUUGAAAUAGAUGAAAACAUUUUACCUUGUACUCAUCCGAAUUUAGUUGAUGAUUUCAAUCGAAUUAUUGAUAUGUAUCGGAAAAAAGGUGAAGAUAACAAUGCUCUAGAAUUUUGUCAAAAAAAGUUAAUCGAGCAACAAAAUAAUCUAUUUGUGGGUCAUAUUCUAAAAAAUAUGGGUGAUGUUACGCAAAAUAUUACCAAAUCGAUUGGUUAUUGUCAACGAGCCUUGGCUAUUUUUGAACAAUCAUUAAAUCCAACUCAUUUGAUAAUCAUUUAUUGUUUAAUUGACAUCAGUCGUUUAUACUGGAAAGAUGACAUGUUUGGUGAUGCAUUAAACUAUCAAUUAAAAGUGUUGGAUAAACAAGAAAAGCUUCUACAUGCACAACAUCCAGAGAUUGUUUUAUCGUUAGAAAAUAUAGGUAGAAUUUAUUACAAUAUGAGAAACUGGCAAGAUGCUGUUAAUUACUUUCAAAAAGCAAUUAAUAUACUUGAAUUAAACAUUAAAACAAAUCGUAACACUAUUAAAGAGAUUCAAAGUCUUAUUGUUCUUACUAAACGACAAAGGGAAAAACAUCAAUAA